This is a messenger RNA of Hirundo rustica (Barn swallow), 15625 nucleotides long. It is a transcript of the gene ABTB3, whose product is annotated as ankyrin repeat and BTB domain containing 3. Gene Ontology annotation, molecular function: protein heterodimerization activity. The transcript has 18 exons. The record is from RefSeq and is a predicted model, not a curated record. Bases 118 to 3201 code for a protein of 1027 amino acids. Lineage: Eukaryota; Metazoa; Chordata; Aves; Passeriformes; Hirundinidae.
GCGGAGCGGAGCGAAGCGGCCGUCGGGUAACGACGCGCCCGCUCGCUGCUCUUUCCCCCCGCGUUUCCGUGAUCCGCUCCCCGCCCGGGUCCCGCGGGUGCAGCAUGAAGUGCGGGGAUGGCCCGGAGAGGUAAGACGGCGGUGAGGACGCUGGAAGACCUGACGCUGGACUCCGGGUAUGGUGGUGCGGCGGACUCGGUGCGCUCCUCCAACUUGUCGCUGUGCUGCUCGGAUUCGCACCCCGCGUACCCCUAUGGAGGAAGCUGCUGGCCGCACCUAACUGACUCCAUGCACAGUCGGCACAACAGCUUCGACACCGUCAACACCGUCCUAGCGGAAGACUCCGAGGUGCUGGACUGCGCGGGGCAGCAGUGCUCCCGGCUCCUGCCCGACCUUGAGGAGGUCCCCUGGAGCCUGGAGGAGGUGGAGGCACUGCUGCUGCCGCCGCCGCCGCGCCGGGAGCCGCGGGCGCCGGGCGCCGCCAGCCCCGGGAGCCGGGAUGCGGCGGCGCGGCUCUCGACGCUGGUGAGCCGGGCGCUGGUGCGCAUCGCUCGGGAGGCGCAGCGACUGAGCCUCCGCUUCGCCAAGUGCACCAAGCACGAGGUGCGGAGCGCCAUGGAGAUCGUCCUGGGCUGGACGCUGGCGGCCCGCUGCACGGCAGCCGCUCUCGGCGCCCUCUCCCUCUACAACAUGAGCAGCAGCGGCGGCGACCGCUUCAGCCGCGGCAAGUCGGCCCGGUGCGGACUGGCCUUCUCCGUGGGCAAGUUCUACCGCUGGAUGGUGGACAGCCGCGUGGCCUUGCGCAUCCACGAGCACGCUGCCAUCUACCUCACCGCCGGCACCGAGAGCCUCUUCCGCGACAUCCACGCUCGGGUGCUGGCCGGCCCCGCCAAGGAGAAGGAGGGAGGCGAGGCGCCCCGCUUCACCCUGGAGGCGCUGGAGCAGACGGUCAACAACGACCCCGAGCUCUGGGGUUUGCUGCAGCCCUACCAGCACCUCAUCUGCGGAAAGAACGCCAGCGGUGUUCUCUGCCUGCCCGACAGCUUGAACCUUCACAAGGACCAGCAGAGGUCAAACAAGCCCGGGGAGGUGCAGAUGUUCAGCCAGUCAGAGCUAAGGACCAUCGAGCAGUCUCUACUUGCCACACGCGUGGGGAGCAUCGCUGAACUCAGCGACCUGGUGUCUCGAGCGAUGCACCACCUGCAGCCCCUCAAUGCCAAGCAGCACGGGAACGGGACGCCGAUGCACCAGAAGCAGGGAUCCUUCUACUGGGAGCCGGAGGCUCUGUACACCCUUUGCUACUUCAUGCACUGUCCGCAGAUGGAGUGGGAAAACCCCAACGUGGAGCCCUCGAAAGUCACGCUGCAGACUGAGAGGCCGUUCAUCGUGCUGCCUCCCCUGAUGGAGUGGAUUCGGGUGGCGGUGGCUCACGCCGGGCACCGGCGCAGUUUCUCGGUGGACAGCGAUGACGUGCGGCAGGCGGCCAGGCUCCUGCUGCCGGGAGUUGACUGCGAGCCUCGGCAGUUAAAGAUCGACGACUGUUUCUGUGCCUCUCGGAAGCUGGAUGCAGUUGCCACCGAGGCCAAGUUCAAGCAGGACCUGGGUUUCCGGAUGCUCAACUGUGGCCGGACGGAUCUGGUUAAGCAAGCCAUAUCCUUGCUGGGGCCAGAUGGGAUCAACAGCAUGAGCGAGCAGGGCAUGACUCCACUGAUGUAUGCUUGUGUCAGGGGUGAUGAGGCUAUGGUGCAGAUGCUGCUAGAUGCUGGAGCAGAUCUGAAUGCUGAGGUUGUCAGUACUGCUCAUAAAUACCCAUCCGUCCACCCUGAGACCCGCCAUUGGACAGCUCUGACAUUUGCUGUGUUGCAUGGACAUAUUCCUGUAGUUCAGCUAUUGCUGGAUGCUGGAGCAAAGGUAGAAGGUUCCUUAGAGCAUGGAGAGGAAAAUUACUCUGAAACUCCUCUACAGCUGGCAGCAGCUGCUGGAAAUUUUGAACUGGUCAGUUUGCUGUUGGAGCGAGGAGCUGACCCCAUGAUAGGAACAAUGUACAGGAAUGGCAUUUCCAUGACUCCACAAGGUGACAUGAACUCUUUCAGUCAGGCUGCUGCACAUGGACACAGGAAUGUUUUCCGCAAGCUGCUCGCUCAGCCGGAGAAGGAGAAGAGUGAUAUCCUGUCGCUGGAGGAGAUCCUGGCUGAGGGCACGGACCUGCCCGACUCGGCGGCAGCCCCGCUCUGUGCCAGCCGCAACAGCAAGGCCAAGCUGAAGGCCCUGAAGGAGGCCAUGUACCACAGCGCCGAGCACGGCUACGUGGACGUCACCAUCGACAUCCGGAGCAUAGGUGUUCCCUGGACACUGCACACGUGGCUGGAGUCUCUGCGCACAUCCUUCCAGCAGCACCGACGGCCCCUCAUCCAGUGCUUGUUAAAGGAGUUCAAGUCCAUUCAGGAAGAGGAGUACACUGAGGAGCUUAUCACACAAGGGUUGCCUCUGAUGUUUGAGAUACUGAAGGCCAGCAAGAACGAGGUGAUCAGCCAGCAGCUCUCUGUCAUUUUCACUCAUUGCUAUGGACCCUACCCAAUUCCAAAGCUUGUGGAGAUUAAGCGCAAGCAGACCUCCCGCCUGGAUCCCCAUUUUCUUAACAAUAAAGAGAUGUCAGAUGUCACAUUUCUGGUGGAAGGAAGACCAUUUUAUGCUCAUAGAGUGUUGCUAUUUACUGCAUCACCAAGGUUUAAAGCAUUGCUGUCUAGCAAGCCCUCGUCUGAUAGUACUUGUAUUGAGAUCAACUAUGUGAAGUACCCCAUCUUUCAGCUGGUUAUGCAGUAUCUUUAUUAUGGAGGUGCAGAGUCACUCCUGAUUAAAAAUAAUGAAAUUAUGGAGCUUCUCUCUGCUGCUAAAUUUUUCCAGCUUGAAGCUUUACAACGACACUGUGAGAUAAUUUGUGCAAAAAGCAUUAAUACAGAAAACUGCGUGGAUAUUUAUAAUCAUGCCAAGUUCCUCGGCGUCACAGAACUAUCUGCCUAUUGUGAAGGCUACUUUCUAAAAAAUAUGAUGGUCCUCAUUGAAAACGAAGCUUUCAAACAAUUGUUGUAUGACAAGAAUGGAGAAACAUCUGGUCAGAAUGUACUAGAGGACUUACAGAGGACGUUGGCCACAAGGAUUCAAUCAAUUCAUUUGUCUUCUUCAAAGGGCUCUGUUGUGUAAAGCUGAGGAAGAUGGUAACCCUCUAAUCAAAGACCCUGCAAGUUAAGUCUGCUGUUGCAGUUGCUCAAACCUGUUGCAGUUGCUUAAAUGACUACAAAAAAAAAAGAGAAAAUGUAAAAAAUUCUACAUUGCAUCCAAAUAGUUCUGUUCCAGCCAAAGGCACUGCGCUGGGGCUGUGUCCCCACCUGGAUGAGAGAAUACAGAAGACAAAGUUCCUCCCUGGUUUUGAGCAAGCUGGGUACCAGAGUAUCCAGUGAAUUGCCCUUGUACUCACAUGCUGAACACGAGCCUGUUCGUGGAGCUUGAUGCCAACGAAAGCCAGAACUCACAUCAGUGAACAGCAGAAGUCCCUGCCUGAAGGGUAGUGCUGGGGAACACCUGAAUUGACCAAUUAAUCAUUUAAGUCAGAUUUGUUCCAGUGUUACAGAAUUAAGAACUGUAUCUAUCCCAGAGUCCAUUAUCUCGUGCAUUUAAGAAAUGUAAGAACUGUUAUUGCUGUCCAGCAAAGAUCAACUGUAUUAGAGAGUGGGUAAGACUGUUACAGUUGAGGAAAUAUACUGGCAGAUUUUUAGGGGUGGGAACUUUUUAAACUGUUCGUAAAAAAUAAUGGGGUGGCCUUGUAGUUUAAAACCUAUUUCUUAAGCUUAAUUUCUCAUUUUCAACAGAGCUGUGUUUGAGAAUCUAUGUAACACGUUUUGGUUUUUUAAAUGGUAAAAAUGUACAUUGUGUAAACACACGUAUGAUCAAUUUUUGCUUGUAUUCCUUCCUAGGGUGGUAUAAUCUUGCCUAAGGGGCUAUGGUUACGCCAGACAGGCACAUUACCCAGACUGUCUCUAAUACAGUAGUUGGGGGGGGCAGGAGAACUGCAUGCUACUCGUGAUUUGGGUUGAAUUCAAUGACAAACUCAACAAACAUGCGUUUGCAUGGUAACUGUACCUGUGAAAUGUUACGUUCGUGCUUCGUUUUGCCAGGACAAAUGCAAUGUUACUUCUUGUCAAACUUCAUCUGUGAAAUUAGCUUAUUUUUUUAUCUGGUGCGAUUGGCUGCGAUAUGAUACCCCUGGAGCUCCUUCUCGAGAUGCUGAUUUCUGUUUGUUGCAGUGAAGAGAUAAUAACAGAUCUCUACUAUAGUGAUGUGUGGAUAUUUUGCUACUGGCCAGGGAUUGUGUCUGAGUAAGACUUUUUAAAAUUAUAAUUAAAUAUGUACUGUAGAAUGAUUUCUCACUGUAUCCAGAGAAUGUAUAGGUAAUCUACAAAUGCAGGGCUUGGGUGGGGUGGGGGUUGUGAUUUAAAUGUCAAAGCUUUGUUUAUUUUGCAACAUAUUGUUAGCAAGACAAAUCUAUGUGCCACAACAUUCCGGAUGCCUUCUCUCUGAAAACCACAGAAGCAGGCAAAGAUGUUGUCUUCUCCAUGGCAAGGUGACAUUAAUAUAUUUAUUUUCUAGCGUGCCAUUCUAAGAAAUUUAGAAGUUUGCAUGUUAACCUCUUUUUCUUUUGUUGAAGCAUCUACAUCAGGUGCCCCUUCCAUGUUCCAGCUUUUCCCAUGCUCAGAGAACACAGUUUUGGCUUUAGCUAUCAGUAGGAAGCUGUUUUAUGACUCUGAUGUGUAAAUCCUCCUUGUGCUUGGUCUUCUAAAGCCUCUGCAGUUUCUGCAACAAAUGACAAAAUGUCUAAACUGCCACCAGUGUUGCAGAGACACAGCAUAUCAGUCAAUUAGAUACUGCUUUCUGCACAGUAGGUGUUCACUCAAGGUGUUGUCUGGAACUUUAAAGUAAUGGCUACUUUUGUGUGAAUGUUGUGAUCACAGAGAAGCAAGACCAUAGUUAAUACAACAGCAACACAGGGGUGAUUGUUGUUGCUUGGUGUGCCUUCUGAUCCAUGGAAACCCAUCCUUCUAUGACAAAAAUAACUAGCUAAGAGCAGACCUCACCCUGCAGCCUCAUGGUUUAAAAUAGCAAAGUUUUUAAAACAAUAAUCGUUAUAUUAAAUGGGAGGGAAACACUGGUAACUCCGCGCUAGUUCUUGUGAGUUGAGAGUACCUGUGGUGAAGUUCUCUGGGUUUCUUUCAGCAGUGAAGGGCUCAGUGGGGCCUUUGGUGGCUGUACGUGGCGUGGUCACUGUGUUUGGGCACCCCGAGCUGUUACAGGAAGGGACUGCAGCUAAGGAUUUAUACAGGAAUAACUUCUGCUCUUGAAAAUACUGGUAAUCGAAACAUCACAGACGUAUAACUGAAGAAAACCUUAAGAAAAAAAGUCAUAACUUUCAAUUUUUUUUGACCAGUGGUCCCCAGGACAUUUGCCAGCAGAAAAGCCAGCCUGUGUAAACUUGCCAUUCGUUUCUCCUGGAAGCAGCCAGCAAACCUUUGUGGAUCCAAAAAGCAGAGUUCAGAAAGGGUGAUUUUAGUCUGCCUCUCCUGAUGUGAGGCUGGGUGAGGUCCAGCUGAGCCAUGCCAGACAAUGUGCAGCUGGCAGGCUGUUCAAAAAUCCAUUCACAGGGAUCCAUGAUCUUCACCACUCUCUUAAUCAGAAGGUUUUCCUAAAAGACAUGAGAAUUUCUUCAUUGCAAAUCAAGCCACUUUUCCUUCAAGUCCUGAUUGACAAGAAAAACAGAUGAUCUUACAAGAUUUUUUUAGAAAGUUAUUCUAUGUAUGAAAGGAAUUAUCCACCUUGCAUCACUAGUAUAGUCUUUCCUAGUUCCUUUGUUAGUGUUUUCUAAGGCUCUGAUUUUUGCUGUCAUUUCCCUCAUGGCUUCCCAUUUUCCUCAAAUUUCUGUACUUCAUCAGGAGUUUUAUACAUUAACAAGCAAAGCAGGGAAACUGUUGCUGUGGUUUAUGUAAAGCAUAUCAGAAAAUACAUCUCUAAAUAUUUUCUACAAGAACAUCCCAUGGCUGACUUUGAUCUAGUCUGUCUUAUAAUUCCUGAGGGAUUCACUGCUGCCUUCCCAAGGAGUUCUAUCUUAAUUUGUGCAUUUGUUUACUACACCUUUCAAAAUAUAACUCUUUUAAUUUCUCUUUAUUAAAUUUGUUCUGCUCUAAUCAGGGCAAUUUCCCCACUUCAUCAAGAUCAAUUUCAAUUCUGAUCGUGUCUUCUAGCCUGUUUCAUAAUCACCAACCUUUAUUAUAUGUGGCUUCAUGCAUGGAUUCUUCAUUCCAUUAAUCUGGGGCUGGGGGAAGGGCUCUUGUCAAUUUAAUCUAAAAAACAAUGUGAGUUUCAGUGGGUGCCCAUGAAUACCAUCCCUAUCAGAUAAGGCUCUUUCCAACAGAGCAUUUUAUUAGCAUUUUUUUGAGACAUGGUGUUAUCAUCUUGGAAAAUAAAAAGCUUUCUCUUCCUUUAGUCUUUGUAUGAGUUGCAAUAAUUUACACAUUUUGAGGCCAAAUAUUGCCUCCAGACUUGGUAAAAUGGAAAAAAAUACAACAUCCUUAGAAAAACUUAGGAUUUUCUUUUUUUAGUCAUCAUUUUCCAGCCUGUAAUGAGUGAAGGUGCCUUUCCAUCUGUCAUUGUUAUACUAAUCCACUGCUGUAAUAUUUGAGGACUUACAGACAUCCUGUCCCUGCCUCAUGGCAGAUCUUUCCUUAUAUCCCUACACAGUCCUCCCUUAGUUUCCAGAAUUUCCUCAGAUUCCUACUUAGCUUCGUGUGCUGCCUGCCAGUUUCCACACUUCCCAGUUUUUUGGGGUUUUUUUUCACUCUAGAGCCCUGCUGGAUUCCUUCCCAAGCCCAGAAGUGGUAUCUGUUGUCCUGAAUAGCUGAUUUUCCAAUAAUUGGCUCAAGAGCUGGAAAGAGAAAAGGAUGGGGAAUGUAGGAGAGCAAAGGUUUUGGACAUCACAGGGGAAGGCUGGCAUUCUUUUAAUUUCAAAUUUCAGCACUGUCUACUUAUUUCUCUGAUUUUCCCCUGAUCUAUUCCUUAGGCCUGCUGUCCUCUAAACACAGCUGGUGGCCAGAUGCUGUCUGUUCUGGAACAGGGCCAGCUUUCUAAUGGCUAAGACUAUUUUUUCCCCAGCUAAAACUUCUGCCUGCUUGGUUUCAGCUCCGGAGUAGAUUUGUGCAAAUGUCUGUAAAGACAUCUUUAAAAAGGUGUGAAGGUUUAGUAGCCAGGCUCCUGUUGGCACUAAUGAGAGCUGCUUGCUGAAUCCUCCACGUGCUGCUUUGGACACUGAGCCUUUUCCCACUGAAUAUCCUCUGGCUUCAUACCAAACGUUGCACAAGUCCUGGAUGGGCUGCAGUGUGUGAUGUGCUGGGGGCUUUCAUAAAUUCCAGUUUUGUUUCAAAGCAUAGCAACAUGUGCUGCUCUUUAAAGGUGAGAAAUAAGAAGGGAAGUUUGCACUGAAAUAAACUGCUCUGGAUAAAAAGGAAAGGCCAUCUCUUCUUCCUAGCUGUACCUGCCUAAAAUCAGAGGAGGCUUCUGUUAAGGUGUGGAAUGCUGCUAGGUCUGUGGGGACUCAGGCAUGCCAGGACCCUGUUUAAGUGUUGUUUUUUUUUAAAGUUAACACAUUCACAUACUCAAGGCAAGGGUUAGGCCGUCCUAGAAAAAGUAGCCAUCCCUAGUGCUCCCGUCUAUGGGUUGAAUCCUGGGAGAAGCUGGGAACCUCCAGAACUAGUUGAAGUCAGUUGCACAUAUUCAGGGUCCCUCAGGUCCCUCAGGAGCUGGCUCUGGCUCUGUUUUAAAAAUACUGCUGAAAGAUGACAGCCUGAAACCUGCACUCAUUAAAGUUGCCUCUGAAGCCACUGUGGUAUUUUUUGGGUUGGGUUUGGUUUUUUGGGGGUUUUGUGUGUGUGUGUGUUUUUGUUUCAUUUGGUUUUUUUGGGGGGUUGUGGUUUGAUUGGUUAGUUGUUGGUUGGUUGGUUUUUUGUUGUUGUGUUUGUUUGAUUGUGAGGGUGGUGAAUGAGACUUACAUAAAGCCGAAGACUUUACGUUAGUUUGUUUGACAAAGUGUCUUUCUCAUGAGGCUCUGCAAGUGCUUUGCAGAAGUGAAGGGCCUGAUGUAGCUUUCAUCCUCUGGCACAGAGAUGUUGAGAUUUAUAAGAAUUUAAAAAGCUGCCUAGGAUUUUCCUAAAAUUUAAUAAACUAGUUUGCAAGAUGUUAGCCUUGAAAUAGCCCACAGAUAAUAUCUGAAACCCCAUAGAUGAGAACAUUACUAAUUUUAGAUGUCAACGUAUAAGCAAACAAACCUGCAGCACUACCAUACAUUUAUAACAAAAUUAUUAUUUUUUAAUCUUGUUAUUUAUUUUGAGGUAAGGCCUGUUAUCUCCAGUGGGUGAAAACAGCAGAUGCCCACUCUGACCAGAUUAUCACUUUUCAGUACAAUUUCACCUGACCUGUUGUUUGUAACUGGCCUUCAAGUGCAAAAACCAGCAAAGCCAAGUUGCUCAAUGCUCCAUGACUUCAGUGAGACCACUGCUGAGAAUAUUAUGUGUGUGGUGCCCAAAGCAGAAGAAAAAUCUGGAAACCUGCAGAAAGACUAAUGGGAAUUUGUUGGCUCCCUUCAGUGAGCCUUUGAGCUGGGGAAGCAAGCUCAGUGUGGGUAGGAGGAGGGUGUUCAGUUUCUUUUUGUUGCCAUUAAGCUGUCAUUCCUUCAGCUCUGUCCAAGGCUUCUUGCAUGGAACAGCCAUGACUGGCCUAGAGUGUGUUUACCUUGCAUGCCUGCACAGGACUUAAAAUGUGGUGUCUUACCACCUCAAAGUCAAGAGUCUCAUUAGAUGAUGGGGUUUGUGAUUUGCUUGGGCUACCCAUUGCUAAAACACACAGGAGACAUGGCAGCAACUUAAAAGCGAGGUUGUAUUGGUUGGGUAGGUUAAAUUCUACAAUCACCUUAUGCUUUGCGUGUUUAGUUGGCUAAAUCUGUCUACUUGAUUGUACCAGAACAACUACUUGGUUGUUUCCUUUCCUUUGGAGAGGCAUUUUUCACCUUCGGGCUGACCGUUUUGUUCUUUCAUCCCGUAGAGGUGGUGACAGCAUGGAAUGGGCGUGCUUAGCUUAGGCACAGGUUUCUGGCCAUGCUGGAUGGCACACUAAUGAAGAGGUCUUAGUAAGGGAAGAGGAUUAGGUCCAAGAAUUUGAAUGUAUAACCUCAGGUCAUUGCCUCUGAUUCCAGAGGUAUAGUGUUCACUCUUGCCUAAUUCAUUUGUCCCCCAACUCAGAGUUUCCAUGAAAUCAAAGGGAAGGGGAGAGCAGGAAGAGGGGAAGCAGCCCCAUCUCCCACCACUUGCUUGGCAUUCCCAACCAGCCCAGUUGGCUCCAGUCUCUUCGGUGCUCACACAGAGGGUUUGUUUGGUCCUGUGCUCAGAUAUAGCCAUGGAGUUGAAGCAAUCAGUGGCACUUUCUUGUCCUUACAAAUAUCUGCACUGCUGCUGCUGGUUAAUUUUGGUCUUCCCACUCCCCAUCAUCUCUGCUGCUGUGGUAUCAUUAAAACUUCCAUUAUUUGGCUUUGCCCAGCACAGUGAGAGGCAAUCUUGUUUCUUACUGCUUUUCUAGGGCAAACAAAGACAGGGAGAAAGCCUUGCUGAAAUACCCAAUUGAAAAUCAUUUAUGGUUUAUAAUAAGCCACAAAAGAAAGGAGAGAUUCUCAGAAACAAAAAAAAAAAGAGACUGCCACUUUAGGAAAAUCAGUGUGCUAGGAGGUAAUUUUUAUUAAUUAAGGUCAAAACCUUAUUUUGGCAGGGACAGAUUAACAUGUUUCAAAACAUCUGGACUUGUUAAAGCUACAGGUUCAAGAGAGUCCAGCCUUACCCUUUCCCCUUCCCAGCAGUGGAUAAAUUGAAUAUCUGGUAGCUUACUGCAUGAGAGGCUUUCAGAUGAGCCUUUCCAAAGUCAGGUUCUCUCUGUUCUGCAUAGCUUUUGAAAAGCUCACAACACAUCUGCAAGCUGGGAUUUGCUCCUCAGCACAGUCGAAAGCCCCCUGUACCCCAGUUGUGCCUUACUGGGGCAGAAAGUAGGAAGGAGCACAGGAAGCCUCUGGAGCCUCUUCAGAGUGAAAGCUGCUUCCCCAGCAUCCGAGCAGUCUCUUUGGUCAAAUACCCUGCUUAACCCAGUCAGUUCAAUACCUUGGGAACUGAGUUUUGUCUUGCAAUUAUUAAGCCAAUGACUAAUUGUGCCAUUUGGGGAUGCAGUAAAAUGUGCAGUCUUACUUCGGUUGUGGGUAAUGUUUAUCCAUUGAAGAAUACAUGAACUAUAGGAAUGUAUCUCAGAGCUUUUUGACCUCAUGUUCCUGGCUAGAUUCCAAUUCAUACUAGAAAAGCUUGACCCUUUUAAAUCCCAUCGGUGCAUUUUGACCAGAAGGUUGCUUCUUGUUCCUGUUUCUCUGGAGCCUUGCAGCUGUUCUGCAGCCAUAUGUGCUGUGCCAGUGGGGAACAGAGGUGCCUGAACAUUAUGCAGACACCAAGUUAAGCAAAUCCCGCUCUCUGCAGUGCAGGACAUUCCUCCUACUGGUCUCUUUGGCAUUUUGGGGAAGGUUGAAUAAUGGAUCUCUGCUGUUUACAGCCCCAAGUUAGGAUCAGUGCUCCUCUUCUCCACUCUCUCUUAGCUGUGCCAUCUACCAUGGAGAGGAGAGAAAAGAAAAACCCACAGGAAAUAACACAUUCUCUCAACCUGCCCUCCCCACCCCCAGUAACAGGUGGGCUGCUAGAGCAUCCUUCAGUCCUACUCCUCUGAAAGCUUCUUGUAAUGCUAUUUGUACAUUAGUUAUCCUCAGAGCAGGCUUUUCAUUAGGUUAAAGUCUGGAAAGUGUCUUAAGUCAUUCACAGCAGAAGUGAGAUUGUAAAACAUUGAAUUGCAGUCAUCCAUGCUGAGAAUUUUCUGUUUCUUUGUGGGUUUUGGUGUUGUGUUGGUUGGCUGGUUUUGGGGGGAUUUGGAGGGGGUUUUGCUUGGUUUGUUAUUGGGAAGAAAAGAUGAAGCAUGUGCAGUGCUUUGGAUUUUGUGUCCAUAGUUAUCAUUGUAUGUAUGUUCAAGAGAGAGAGAUGGACAGUAAAUAGAUAUACAGGAUAUGUUAUGAGGUGUGAAGUCACGUUUGUAAUGAGAUUUCUUGUUAAAGGCAGUCAGCCUUCCUUGAUGCUAAGCAUUAAUGCAAUAUCCAUUAGUGCAGCUAAACCACCCUCUGCUUCACUUUCCCAAAUGAGUUUCACUUUGUACCUCGUUUAGCAUUUAUAAAUACUUGAUACAGGGUUCAAGAAGUAAUUUACAUGUUAAAAAUAUAUGAACGUUCUAUGAAAAAAUACAAGUUAAGAUUCUACUAUAACAUCAUUCACAAACCAAAACGUGACAGCAUGAUGAAAUUUGCUCCAUUAAAAUGGCUGGAAGCCUUUUCAUUGAUUUCUCUAGUCUGUGGAUUAGGUCUGUUUUCCAUCUCUCAUAAUAGUGUCACCUUUGAAGUCUUUGCAGGCCAAAUGCAUAUAUGUAAUUAGAAAGCACAGUCUGAACUUCAAAUGGAGAAUGAUCAGCUUCUGAAGGGCUGGGUUUAUGUCUUUAUCACUGAAAGCAACACCUAAAUUAGAAGUCCCUGUGUGAGCAUCCCGAAAAGACAGAAGAGCAGCACUGUCUGUGGGACAGCUCUUUACUUCCUUUCUCCCUCUUCACAUACACUCCCACCUGUCCCUGAGAUGUCUUGGGACUGAAAGCUAAGAAAGAAAAGUGAAAACAAGAGGACAGGAUGUCCCAGAAAUAAGAUGUGCAGAGCCACUGUGCUGAUCUUGAUUUUUUUUUUUUUUUCAGAUUUUAGGCAGACUCCUAAUUUGUGUAAUACAAACCCAGUAAUGGUUAUGAUUGUUUUGCAUUUGUUAUGGUUGUUAUGAAUUUGGGUUUGGUUUUUUUUUCCUAGUAAAGUGGUUUUGCUUGCUGCCAUCUUUUGUUGGGGUUUUAUGUGAAGGUUUCAUUUCACUUUUUAUUGAGAAGGAAAUGAAAGAUCACAUAACCCAACAGCCAUCAUCAGCAAACACACAGAUCCUGUCUUCCAUCCCGCAGAUGCGGCUUAAAUACUGGUUUGUGGCUUCACAGGCAUGUUUGAGGUCAUCUAUAAUUCUAUAAUUAACAACACAGGUGAAGCUUUUUCCCCCCUUGUUUACCCAUUUAUGGUGGAUAAAAACAAAAUAACAGAGUAUGGACAAUAGGGUAGCAGACAUUUUUCAAUGGAGAAAGAUUAUAUCUAAGAAAUACAAAUGUUUCUGGAACCAAAUAUUUUUUUCUGAAAAGGACAGAUAAGCAUCUGUAGCUCAUUCAAAGAUACAAUUCUCUUGUGUGUGUUAGAUGCUUUUGAAAACUGCCUGGUUUGUGCUGUUAAGGAUCCGGCACAAUCCCCCCACCCCCAGAGAGACUAACUGGGGGCACUCAGAACCAAGGUAGAAGGGAAUGUAUAAAAAAUAGAGGAGCUCGGCCAUAAUUUGAGGUGAUGGCUUUGCUUCUGUCCACUGCGUCCACAACUUGAACAUUAUUUUAAAGGGUGUGUUUGUAUUUAAUUUCUUUUGAAUUCUUUUUUUAAUUGCUGCAGCACUCUCACAGCAUCUUCUCCAAGUGCACCUUAGGUCAUCUUAAACCCCAUUUAAUGUCUGUCUGAUGCUGAUCCUUUUAAAAUCUCCAAUGAGAUUAUGAUUCCUUUGUCAUAAGAUAUCAUUUUGUUAAGGCUGUCUAAAGGCACUGCAGCAUGUGAAAUCAGCAAGUUGUUUUUUAUUAUUGCAUUACUCUGAAAAAGGAAAAAACCUAAUGAGAUCUUUGUUUCCAGUGUGACAUGCCUCCCUUAGCUUGAGAGGACAUGUGCAAACCCUCUGCUGUGAAUGCCUUGAUAUAAUCAGCUUACAAAAGGGUGGAAAAUAGUAUUACAGAAAGAUUUUUGUGGGACAUAAUUCCAGUGGAGCAGAACACGCCCUUGCUAAAGACUGCUCUCUUGCUCUAUCUUUCCUGAAGUCAGUGGGAAUUUUUAAUGGGAGUUACUACAAGGCUGUAUGGUUCUUUAAUGCACUAGCAGAUGUAAUUUCCCAUCCAGUCAUCUGCACAGUUGUGGUUGGUACACCAUAAAGGCUGAAGGCCAAAUCCUGCUGUCACUGCACACAGCCCCUCUGCUUCAGCAGGGAUCGUAAACAUGUACUGAUGUUACUUGAGGUUUCUGCUGAAGAGAAAUGGGAGAGGGCAGGCCUUCCUCCUGCUCCUUGAUCACAGGCUUUGCAUUCCCAAUGACUUUUAUUAGAAGCAUCAUAUAUUUACAUGCUGCAGAAUGAGGCCUGCGUGGGAUGGGAAAGAUUUUUAUUAAUUUAGACCUGCCUAAGAAAACAACCGUUCUAAUUUUAGACAAGUUGCAUUCCAUAUCCAUCUGUUUAGAGCAUCAGUCUGUUUAGUAAAUUGCAUUUGGACUUUUUUUUUUUUUUUCUUUUGAGGGCAUCGCCUGUCGUCAGCCAGUGUAAAAUAGCACCAAGGACUUCCAGACAUACCCAUAGGGCCAAACUGUGCCAGCUUCACACACCACAGUCCCAUGAAAAGCGAGGAAAGCUGGACUGGGUGCAUGAAGUGCAAGCGCCCUGACAUCCAGUUACAUGUCCUGCCUCAUUUCAUAGAGAUGAAUGAUAUCCUGGAAAAAAAACCCCAAACAUUUGGUGCCACUUCAUGAGAGUUUAAAAUGUCUUGAAAUCAAGGAAAUUAUUCUAGACAUGGCUGUAGUCUAUCAAAUCCAACCCUGUGCAUAGGCAGAACUCCAAGUGAAAGUAACAGGAGUUUCCAUUACGGAGUUUGCACAAGAAAGCCUACAUAAUGAACUUGACAAAACGUCAACUUUGUGUAAACUCUCCCGGUGGGUCUGUAUAAAGGUUUUUUAAGAAAUCUUCAUUGGAACACACCAGAGAAUAAUAAACUUGCACCUUGAUAGAAUAGCUUUAUUUGUAUAUACUCUAUGUAAAUUUGAAACCAGAGGAUACAUGUCAUUCCUUGUACAUAUCUGACUAGAAUGGUGGCAGUGCUGUGCACUGCUCUUUACGGGAUCCAGCUUCUCAGUCCUGGAUUUCCAGCUGUAAAGGCUGCAGGAGACUGCUUGGGACCAGCUAAAACAUUGGAUGGAUAGAUGCUCACCACUCACUGCUUACAAAUGCGGGAGCAGGACAUGGAAUAGAUGUUGGCUAUGGAGAAGAUUGCUUGCCUCUACUCCUGGCUAAAGGACAAGUGCCUCCUUUGCUGUCAUCUCCAACAGAAGUGAUUUAUGGUCAGAGUGUGGGAACCUUCAGAACCCUGUUUGGUUUUUCAAAGGGGUCUGAGAUUCAGGUAUCACAUGGGGAGGUCCCUGAAGAAGCAGUGUGUACAUACAUCUACCUACUUGUCUGUCUGUUAUCUAAUAUCCCACUGUUUCUGUAUUGAAUGGUCUCAGUAACCUGUAAACAAGUGAUUGCUCCUGUUGUGCUACUGCUUUGAAAUUCUUUGCAUGCACUCUGGCAUAUAAUUCUUUAAGAAAAGAAAUUAUACAUAUUAUAUAUACAUAUAUAUAUAUAUAGUAGCUUGCAAAAUAUUCAUGUUGAAGAGCCAUGUUUUGUGCAAAUUGUACAUUUAUGUUGUGAGCAAUAUUGCAAUACAAACUUUUAUUAGUUGUCGAUAGUAGAUUUAUCACAUUAUUUUUGAGUGUAUGUACGUAUCCUAAGCUUUCAACCUCAGGCUUAGAUCAGCUACUGAAGGAAGUUUUUUUUUCUGUGCAGUAGAAAUAGCACAGGCUUUCAGUAAAUAGGCAGGUGUGCAAGUCCCAUUCUGUUUAAUGCAAGUUGCAAGGCUGAUUCCUCAUUCAGGUUGUCAGGCAAAUACUCUCUUGUCAGUGCUGGAAUUCGUGUUUGGUAUGAGGAUCCUGUUGCACUCAUCUAGAACACAACUCAAACCCCAACAUUGCAAAACAAAGUGCUUGACUCCUACUGCCCUCUAUCUCCACAGGUGCUCCAAUAAAAACACAAGGAGGACUUAAGUAACUCCCAAUUCCCUGCUGGAUAGCCAAUGUUAUAUUUUCAAAUGUUCAUGCUACAUAGUUUUCAAUGUAGGGGCUAGAUAAAAGUAUAAUACCAGUAGGGAUUUAGAAAAGCUACAGUGUUUGGAGCUUGACCUUGAAACUUCUACCUGAUUCCUGAACGUCAUCGGGGGCUUUGUUUGCUCAAUGUUUACCUCUGAGAAAUGUAUGCUAUUGAUUUAAAUGUUUAAUAUAUUGACUGCCUUUUUUUUUUUUUUUUUUUUGUAUAUUUGUUAUCAUAAAGGUUUGGUUUAAAUGCUAAUUGUGGUCUAUUUUCAGACUUGAAAUACUUACGGUUCUGUAUUUAGGAGGCAAAGUUAUUAAUGAAUAUAGCCAUUUGGUAUUUUAUUCCUGUUUUAUACAGCUGCCCCCAUAGGUUAUUACCAGAUAGCAAUGAAUAUUGCUGAACAGCAGGUGGAACUCCUUUGAGUGUGUUUAUGAGCCAUCUCUGUUCAAUAAAAAUUCCAUUGUUUUCUA